UAUCGCUUAAAUAUCAAAUUACUCGUGCAAUCUCUUACAAAAGUCAAGUUUUCUGUCCAUUGCAAAGUAAAUGUUAUUUUUUCCAAAAAUGUGUUCUUCUGAUAGUGAUAUACCAGCUACGCCAAAAAAAAAGUUAAUGCAAAAAUACAAACCCGAGUGGGAAAAACAGUGUACAAUCUGCGCAGUGAAUUUUACAAUCGGUUCAGGUGGCAUUGGCCAGAUUAAGCAACAUCAAGAAACUCAAAAACACAAGUUUAAAGCUGAAGCCAAAAAAACAUCUGGUGCAUUAAAGAAUUUCCUUACAUCAAGUACUGAGUCGAAUUCUUCAGUAUCAAGUGAAGGUAACAAUAUUGCAGCAGUGGAAUUAGCAUUAACUUUUCACACAGUGACACAACAUAUCUUACAACAGCAUGGACUGCACUAAUAAACUAUGCAGAGUUGUCUAUGCAGAUUCCAAAAUAGCCAAUAAAAUACGCCUGGGCAGAAAAAAAUGGAAGCUAUAGUGACGGAUGUAUUAGGUCCCUAUUCCGUGGAAAGUGUAAUAAAUGAUUUGA
This is a messenger RNA of Bactrocera tryoni, 554 nucleotides long. RefSeq lists its product as uncharacterized. Bases 71 to 424 code for a protein of 117 amino acids. NCBI's taxonomy places the organism in Eukaryota, Metazoa, Arthropoda, Insecta, Diptera, Tephritidae. The transcript is spliced from 3 exons. The record is from RefSeq and is a predicted model, not a curated record.